Messenger RNA from Spodoptera litura, 6915 nucleotides. The record is from RefSeq and is a predicted model, not a curated record. Lineage: Eukaryota; Metazoa; Arthropoda; Insecta; Lepidoptera; Noctuidae.
AUAUGACGAUCCAUUAUUGUAUUAUGAUCGCAUCACCACGCGUUGUGUAUAACCUUGAUCUUUGCACAGACUGGUAUUUGGUAGAGAAAGGAUAUUUUGUAUAUAUUUUUUUUUCGACUUAUGUAGAUGUACUCUGUUUGUUACCUUUGUGUCACAUUAAAGUAUUAAAAAUCUUAUUAGUUUCGACUUUUGAUAAUAACAAGUAAUUGCAGCUAUUUAUUUAAACAAUUUACGGUUAUAUGGUGGAUUUAUAAAGAAUCAUAUGAGAUACAAAUGUAACAAAACAGAGACACAUUUCUAUAAAAUGAAAAUAUCUUAGAAAAUAAAAAUACAGUCGUAGAGAGGAAAAAUUAACAUGUACAUUUUCAUAUCAAAUCAGAAUGCAAAACGCAAAAUAGGCCUAAAAACAAAAUUGCCAUACGAAAUAUUGUCACGUUAUCCGCUUGCAACUGGUCACAAAAUACCUAAAAAUAUCGUCGCCAUAUUGGUAUUGUCAAAAACUUCGGGAUAUAUCGGUGCCGAUGAAAAAAUGGUUUCAAGUCUUUUAAUUACCGAGUUAUCUGUUUUCGAGUGAUCUAAAAGGACCUGCGGUGACUUUAGAUGUUACGUUUGUCGUAUGAGUUGUGUUAUUCGGUUCUUAAAUGAUGUUUUCAAUGGAGAAAUGUUUGGGCCGUAGUGGUAAAGGUGGUAGUGAAGGUGCCGAUUUAUUCGCCGGCGGUGGCGAGGGUUUGGGUAAAGAGGGAGUGCCUUCUGAUGAGGUCGCUUCAGCCGUGGCCGCGGUCUCGGACGAGAUCGGAGACAUCCUGAAGGAUGAGCUGGGUGACGCUGAUCGCGCGGAUCGCAUCGGAGCAGAGCUUGCAGAUUUGAGCGCGGAGCUUGGUCUGCUGGCAGGCUUAGCUGAUGGGGAGCCGCAGCAAGAUUUCCCGUCACUCUUCGAAAUAGCCAUGGGCCACCGUGGUUCUCGCAGUGGAUCAUCGUCAUCAUCGUGGUCUGGGGGUCGCGGGGGUCGUCCGAGGCGCAACUCGAGACCCCUGAGGGCACCGAGGCGGCGGCCCAUCGCUAAGGGGAAGGAGAUGUCACGUCGACGCAGUGCAGCGGCUCGGCGCGCAGUGUGUAUGCGCGUGCGUCGGGUGGAAGUCGUGUCGGACGCGUCGGACGUAGGCGCCGACUCCGACUCAGACGACCAGUGGACUGAGCUGGACGAUCCAUGUUCGUCGGACGCUCCGUCCAUGAAGCCUGCAGCUAUCGACCUGGACUGCAACGGAUACCAGGACAAAGCUUCGGCGGAGGCCCCAGCAAUGGGCCAGUUCCUCCUGCCGCUGCUGAGCGCUGAGGCUCCGGCUCCAGACCCUGAGCACUUCCCCAUCCGACACGAGGACAUACUGCAGCUCCUCGCGUCCACAGAGGAGGGUGUUCACGAAGAGAUUCCCGCCGAGGAGGAUCUGCACUCCCCUCUAGAACCACAGACUGACAUGCUGUCUGGCAGCGAGGUGCUAGAGUUCGACGACACAUCGGUGACGGCCGAGGAGGAGGCCGCCUUACUGCACUACGUCUGCGGAAUGGACGCGGAGCGCGGCGAGGCGAGCGCGGCGUGGUCCCCGGUGGCGGAGUGGUUGCUGGGCGUGUUCCACUCGUGGUGCGAGAUCUCGGCACUCAUGUUCACUAUCAUCGAGACUGAUAUGAGCAUGGAGAUGGUGACGGAGGAGUGGCUGUACCGCGCCCGGUUCGGCUGCCACUGCCAGCUGUGCCUGUGUCUGGCCAACAACGCGGACGCUGUCUUCGCCGUCAUACGGGACGUCGUCUGGGCACUCGCUCACUGCGGCAGUACAGUGGGCGUGGCGGCGCUGGUGGUCCGCGGGCUGGGAGGCGGCCAGGCGGCGCCCCCGGCGGGCGGCGCGCCCUCCGGGGCCGGCGCGCCCCCCCCGGCCGGCGCGCCGCCCCCGCCGCCGCCCGCGCAGCUGUGGGACACCAACACGCUGCGCCGCGCGCUGUCCGCGCCGCAAGGCUCAGCAAUAAUCCACGAGCAACUGACGAAGCUGGCGGCGCAGAGCGAGCUGACGCGCGACAUCGUGCACAAGAUAUGUCUCUGUCGUCCGUACGACAAGCCCCUUGAUAAGGAGAAUGCUGGCGAGAGGUUCUACAAGAUAUUGGAGAACUUCAAGGCGGCUUCUACUAUCUCGUUCAAGGUGGACAUGUGGUGCGGCGGGCGCGGCGCGGCCUGGGUGCGCGGGGCGCGCGCGCGACUGGCGCGGGCACUGCGGCCCACGCAGCGCGCCUCCACCGCCGCGCGCCUGCGGGACGUGCGCGCGCGGACCGAGCCCGCAGACCUGUCGGCGUGGGCGGGGUACAAGCACAGCUGCGACUGUCUGACGCCGCGGACUCUGUGCGCUCAGCAGAGGGAACAGUUGAUCAGGUACGGGGGGACCACCUGCAGUGGAAUUCCUCCGAACGAAGGACAAUCCGAGACGACGAGUAGAGAGUUACAGCAGGGCGAUGGAACGGGUGCCAAGCCCCCGGAGGAAGGUCCGGAUGACAUUCAGAGUAUGGGCAGCGCGGAGAGCCACGCCUCGCACGAUACUGGAGACGACGCGGAGAGCGGAGAUGGCGCGGAGAGUGUGGGCGAGGGCGCGGAGUGCGCGGAGGGCCAGCUGGCUCCAGCGGAGCGCGACAAGGACACCGACUCCAACCCCACCUGCGAUCUGGACGACUUAUCAGAAUCGGACGCGAACUCCCUUGGACUAUCAACAUCGUCAUCACUAGAUUCAGCAUCAGAAUUACUCCUCGCCGCAGCGGCUGCAGUGGAAUCCCGAUCCCGAUCAGGAUCCGGAUCCGGUUCCGGUUCAGGAUCCGGUGGGGACGCGGCCCCGGCUCAGCUUUGUCGUACAGUGAGACAUCUGAUGCGGUCCAUCGCGUCUAUCGAGAGGUUGAUGGAUCGAGUGCUGAAACAUUGCGACGAUUGGCCCGCGCCGCCUACUAGAAACGAUCACGAGACCAGGAAACGUGUAGACAUGGGACUAUCUGAGGUGGACAGGAAGCUAAUGGCGAUGUAUCGAAGGCUACCGGAAGUGCAUCGUAGGCAGCUGCAAGUUUAUAGGAAACAAAAAAAAUUAUCCACUGUGUGCAUGCAGCUAGUGGGGGGCCUGGCGCCGGCGCCCCCUCCCCCUGGUUCCCCGCCCCCCGCGGCCCCCCCGCAGGCCUGUCGUGCGCUCUGUCCCGAGUACCAUCUGCAGAGGUUUAAGGAGGUCCGACGUAAAGUAAUGCACAUGCGCGACCAACAGCUCUACUACCAUAGACUACGGAUGUGGCUGGAAGAUCAACUCAGGCAGGAGAGGGAGAGUCUCCCGGAAUCGAACGUAACUUUAAUCGAAGACUUACCCCGCCGCAAAAGGCGGACAGCUAGCCCAAAAGUCCCGCGGCUCACAACGGGCUCAAAGCGCAAACUAAAGCCGGUCUCACCAUCUAUAAGCAAACCACACAAAAUACUGCAAAUGCUCAAACAUAAGGCGCCAGCACAAACUACUCACUUAUUAACCGAUUUUAAACAUGAGCCGAGCAAGAUAGAAGUCGAUCCGCCUGAAGCUUUCCCCCUAGAAAGAGAAGACAAUAUAAGUGACACUGAAACUAUCGUAGGAGAGAAAGAGACGGUAGAUAUGUGUAAAGAAAUGAAAGAAUGCCUUGCCAAGUUCUCCAAUUUUGGUUUAACGAACGAUGGGAAUGAGGAAUUUCAAGUGCAAGUCGAAAAUAAAUAUCCCGAGUCUGUCAGUCCGCCCCUACAAGAAAUGUCUCCGACUACUCCAGAACCGAUGCCCGUGUACACUUCCAAACCUAAUCAACGACUGCUAUCCGUUAACAAGUUUUUGAAAAAAGAUGAAAAAGCAGACUUCAAUCAACCGAUUUCAACCGAAGUAUUGAAUAUACCACUCAACGCUCGAAGGACUCCAAUCUUAGUUAAAGAUGAGAAAGAAACUUUAACGGAGCCUUUAGAAAAUGAUAAAGAUCCCAAUGUUUAUAAGUAUGUUUCCUUCGGGCUGGAAAUCAAAAAAGCAAUGGAGGAAUGCCAGAAUAUAAUUAAUUCGUAUAAUAGCAUUAAAGAUGGACGAAAGGAGGACGACAAUCAACUGUCUUUAGAACAGAUCUGUGAAGUAAUGAUGACGUUAGAUAAAAAUUCAGCGGAAUUUCUAGACAAAAUUGACACUGAAGAAUCUAUAGAUCUUAAUUCGGCGAACACGAAACUAGUGGAACUUGUUGAAAAUAUGCCUCAAAUAUUAGCGAAUAUGCCAGAAAUCGCAUCAAAGUUAUCUGAAUUCGCAAACGCGUCCUUUGAGCUACCAGAAUUCGCGUCUAUUAUGAGCAAUCUACCCGAAGUUAAUAACGAAGCUCAACUAACUCCGGAGACGUUGAAACAAAUACGCGAUUUGAAACUAAAUAAGGCUAGAGAUAACGUCAAAGUCACAAAGAAUACUGCGAAAAGAAAAACCCAACGUAGACUCAAAAGUAAUGUCGAGUCCAACGAUGUAAUAGGCACUAUGACUUUCGAGUUAGAUAAUAGAGAUAUAGUAGAACUACUAAAAGACGAAAAAGACCUUCAGGCGUUAAUGAAAAAUAAAAAUAAGGAUGACUUUAAAGAUCUUCUAUUCUCAAUCUCCGCUCAAGUCGUUAUCAACAAAGUUUUUGAAUAUCUAAAGCAAAACAAGAGUCCGAUGUUAGAAAAAUGCAUGGAUGAGGAAAAGGAAUUGUUUUCUUUGCCAAAAAGCAGUUUAAAUUCAGAAAUGUAUUCUAAAGCAUCUACUUUAUUCGAAUAUUCGGUCAAGGACGCGCUGAGUAUGGAGGAAUUGAGAGACCUGGUCAAAUUAAGAUUCAACUCCUGGAAAAAUUACGUAUCAUCAAAAUUCAAGGGUAUCCCGGUAGAAAUACUGGAGAAUGAGAUCCAAGCCAUGAUAGACAAGUUCUACAGCUAUAUACACGAUUCAGCUGGAAAAAAUUAUGCUCCCGACUUUGAUAGGAUGGCGGCGAAAUUCGAAGAGUUAAGGAAACAUCAUGAAACGCACAGAGACUCCGACUCCGAUUCUCGAGAGACGGUCAGACAAAUUCUUCUAACGACCUCCGUAGGAAAUACUAUAGACAUACUAAUGAUGAAAUUUCCAAAACUAACCCACGAGAAGAAAGAAUUAGUGAAAGGUCUAAACUUUAAGUAUAUGAGUGUUUUGCACCGCUGUUGUGAAUCUCAAUCGCUAGCUAAUUGGAUUCUGACAGAUCCUGAAACAGCCAUAAAUGUGAUACAAGAAUUAAUGGAUUACCAAGUGAAGAAACCUGAUAACGUGCCAGAUUUCACCACAAUGUCGAAUGAUAAGAAACGGGAUUACUUUAUAGAGAGACUUCGCGAUGUUAACAAACAGUAUUUGGAGACGUUACCCAAGAAGAAUCUGUCAGGAGACGAGUGGCUAGUCAUACUAUAUAAGUUAGAGCAGUACGAAGAGAAACUAAAAGAGAAUAUUAAUAAGGCGACCCCUCAACCGGUUAAGACGACUCAGAACGCCAGUGAGGCGGAAAUUUUGGCAGCCAAAGGUCUUAGCAAGAUUAUAGGUAAAGCUAGCAUACGUGUGGUUAAAAAAACCGAACAACCACCUAAGAAGAAAGAGGAACCACCGAAGGUUAAUGAAACUGAAGAGAAGAAAUGCAAAAAUGACGCUCUAUUAGCUAAAUGUGAAGCGAUACUUACGUCUAAAGGCGAGAAAUCACUUCUAGACAGCUUUUACACAAUCAAAUCAUAUAUAACACAAGGUCUGCCAGUCCCUGAAACGUAUAAAAAGCACGUCAUUAAUAUAUGUUCGUCGAUAGACGCGAAACUUUUAGAUGAAGAUGUAGAAGAAAUAAAAUCGGAAGCCACAGAAGAUGGCAAGGAAAAACCGCCUCUAUCGCCGCAAAAUCAUGAGAAUUUAGCAAAAUAUUCCGCUCAAGCACUUCGCAAUGCCAAGCAAACAUUGAACGCGGUCGCUUUUAAGAAUAUCAAUAGAAAUGGCCAGAGUAAAUCUGAGAGCGAUGCGUGUGAUAUACCAAAAAGUGAUUGUAAAUGGACUAACGACUGUAUGUGUAAUUCGUGUAAAGAUAAUGACUCAGCAUGCAUAGGGGACAUGGUGAAAAAUUGCUACGACGAUAAAAAAGUUGAGAAAAAGAAAGAAGUCAAAAAGCCGGUUGUGAAACCCAAGCCUAUUGCGAAAGCGUGCGAGAAUGUGAACCAUCAACAGCAUGUUUGUAAAGUGGGUCACGGCGGAGUGUCGUGUGCCGGCGAGGGCACGGACCAGCCCUGCACCUGCUGCUACUGUACCGUCUUCGGACAUGCCCCGCCUCUAACGACACCUGUGCCUAGAAAUUUCAAUGAGACUCGGGAACGACUGCGAUCUAUACUCAACAAGAAGAAACAACAGUGCAAGACUGCUAAUGCGAAUGGGGACCAAGAGCCGGCCGCCAUCAAGCCGACCGGGGUCCAAACCCCGCCGGCCGCCACUGAGACGCCGCCACAACCGAAGCCCACUACUAAACCACCGCCCGUCGCGCCCAAACCACCGGCCCUCCCCAAGUCGCAGCCGCCGACCCUGACCCCGGCGCAGGUGCAACAAAAGCGUCAGUCCCUGGACCUGCAGCAACGACAGCUCGCAGACAAGAUGGCGCGCAUGGCCGUGUCGGACAAACCCACGACAGGACCUACGGACCAGAAGGCCAAGAUGUUACAGCGCUCAGUUCCCGUACAAAUCGACGUGCCUCCCGGCCUGAAAGCUGAAGGCAAAGUCAAUCCCAACGCUAUGGAGCAGAUACGAUUACAGGUACAUGUCGUAUAAAGGUGCCCCCUCACGUUUUUUUUUGUCGUAGGUGCGUUUACAAACAUACAAGUUCACAUACACAUGACACCCAGACCCG